AUGUGUAUAUUCCUGUCUUCCUAUGGCUGCAAACGUAUGGAUUCCGCCAAGGAAAUUGGCCGCAAAGAGGUAGGUGUUGCCUGUCUGCAAGUCGGUGCUGGAUGAAGCUUAAUUAUUUUUUAAUAGCUCGUAAUGGGACUUUGUGAAAUUACGCAGAGGCGGAAUUAAAAACAACCAACACCGAGCAAAAGGUCCAGGGGUGGGUGUUUGGGUGGGAGGAAGGGGAAUUAUGGAAGGGAGGGAUCCUGGCAAGAUUUGCUCCAUGCAGAGGCAAUGGCAUUUAUUGGUUCUUCUUGCAGGAAAUGGGUUGCUCAACUCUGGCACGCACCAAGUAAAGCGGAAAUUGACAAAACAGCUGCAUCACAGGCCAACCUGGAGGUUUUGGCAGCUACCUUUGAUCAACUGGCCAGCCCUGAAGAAAUCUCCAAAGCAUUCAUUAAAAAGCUACAGCGCACCUUCAUUCUAAAAUAACGACAGCCUAAGAAGAGUCCGCAGGAUCAGGCCAGUAGUCCACCUGGUACAGCAGCCUGUUCUCACGAUGGCCAACCAGAUGCCCCUGUGGGAAACCAGGAAGCAAGAUUUGAGCAUAAGAGCAGCUCUCUCCUCUUCUGGAGUUUCCAGCAACUGGUUGUUGUUGUUGUUUAGUCGUUUAGUCGUGUCCGACUCCUCGUGACCCCCUGGACCAGAGCACGCCAGGCCCUCCUGUCUUCCACUGCCUCCCGCAGUUUGGUCAAACUCAUUCUGGUAGCUUCGAGAACAUUGUCCAAUCAUCUCAUCCUCUGUCAUCCCCUUCUCCUUGUGCCCUCCAUCUUUCCCAACAUCAGGGUCUUUUCCAGGGAGUCUUCUCUUCUCAUGAGGUAGCCAAAGUACUGGAGCCUCAGCUUCAGGAUCUGUCCUUCCAGUGAGCACUCAGGGCUGAUUUCCCUCAUAAUGGAUCGGUUGGAUCUUCUUGCAGUCCAUGGGACUCUCCAGAGUCUCCUCCAGCACCAGAAUUCAAAAGCAUCCAUUCUUCGGCGAUCAGCCUUCUUUAUGGUCCAGCUCUCACUUCCAUACAUCACUGCUGGGAAAACCAUAGCUUUAACUAUCUGGGCCUUUGUCGGCAAGGUGAUGUCUCUGCUUUUUAAGAUGCUGUCUAAUGCUGUCUCCAGCUGUGGAGGCAGAACAUAACCAUCCCUUAGUAAACUUGAGUAUCUGGAGGUCUUACAUCAAUGCCACUUUUAUUUACAUAGUUGGUGUAUAUGGGCCAUACCUUAUCUAAGUGAUGGCGCUUCGCUUGUCCUCUUAACAACCCUUCUGUGUUGCAUUGGGAUUGAGCUUUUUCUAAGCAUCCAAACUUUCCCUUUCCGUCCAGUCAGAGAUGGGGUUUCCAAAACCUGGGAGCCAGAGCGAAACACAUGCCAACAUUCUACACAUCUGGAUAGGCUUGCCCAAACAAACAAACAAACAAACAAACAUUUUUAUCAGGUGCUAAGAAAGUACAGCAAAAGUGCUUGCCAGAUGUCAAUAAACAGGCAGUUCCAAAGUGCGGGUGCUGUCACAUUAAAAGAUUGAUUUUUUUAAAAAACAAAUGCAUGUCUCCUGUAAUGGUGCCAGUUCCACAAAUUGAAGUGGUCAGGUGGGCUUCAAUCUUAUAGGGUAAGGUAACCAGAGAUAGAUUAGAUUACAUUAGAUGGAAAGAUAGAUAGAUAUAGAUAGAUAGAUGAUAGAUGAAUAGAUAGAUGAUAGAUAUAGAUAGAUAGAUCGAUAGAUAGAUAGAUAGAUAGAUAUAGAUAGAUAUAGAUAGAUAGAUGAUAGACAGAAGAUAGAGAGAUAGAUGAUAGAUCGAUAGAUUAGAUAGAUGAUAGAUAGAUAGAUAGAUAGAUAGAUAGAUAGAUAGAUAGAUGAUAGAUAGAUAGAUAGAUGAUAGAUAGAUGAUAGAGAGAUAGAGAUAGAGAUAGAGAUAGAGAUAGAGAUAGAGAUAGAGAUAGAGAUAGAUAGAUAGAUGAUAGAUAGAUAGAUAGAUAGAUAGAUAUAGAUAGAUGAUAGAUAGAUAGAUAGAUGAUAGAUAGAUAGAUAGAUGAUAGAUAGAUAGAUAGAUAGAUGAUAGAUGAUAGAUGAUAGAUGAUAGAUAGAUAGAUACAGAUAGAUGAUAGAUGAUAUAGAUAGAUAAAUGAUAGCUGGAUAGGUAGGUAGAGAGGUAGAUAGAAAUUUGUGAGACGUGAGGUUAUAGGGAACCAGGCAGAGGGCCUUCUCGGUAGUGACACCUGCCCUGUGGAACGCCCUCCCAUCAGAUGUCAAGGAAAUAAACAACUAUCUGACAUUUAGGGGACAUCUGAAGGCAGCCCUGUUGCCUAGGGAAGUUUUUGAUGUUUGAUGUUUUGUUUUGUUUUGAAUAUUCUGUUAGGAGCUGCCCAGAGUGGCUGGGGUGACAUACUAACAACAACAGCAACAACAACAACAACAACAACAACAACGACCAGUUGUGAUUGUAAUUUAUCUUUAACUAUUUUUAAUGUUGUAUUUUACAUUGUGACCUGGGUCUGAUUACAUGUGGUGAAAGGCAUUUAACGAUGAUGGUGGUGACGAUAAACACUUGUGUGAUUUCCUUUCCUAGCUGCCGAUGAACGUGUGAAUGGCAGCAGUUUCUGUUCUCAUUUCUGACACUGUUCUCAUCAUCUGACACCCCGAGUUACGGACAUCUGAUUUUAAAUUAAUUCAUUGGGGCGGAAGAGGUUUCCCCUUGUGGCUCAGGGAUCUGAACUUCUCAAACAGAUUGCGAUGAAUUGCUUGGUUGAGGACGUCUUGUGACUAACUCUCCUGGACGGAUGAUUUCUAUGCAAUGGCAAUGGGUUCGAGAGAUAAGUUUGGAUGUGACGUUGGUAGGUAGAUGGAUGGGUGGCAGGGCAGUCGGAUGGAUGGCUGCUAAGUCAAGGGGUAAGACCAACAAGUAGGUAAAGAGAAAUUAUUUCUCCAGAUAGUGCAUAUCUAAACUACCACAAAAGGUAGAAAGGGUCACUAACAUGGAUGGCUUCAAAGGAGAAUUAGACAAAUCCAUGGAGGAUAAUAAGCCUAUCAAGGGCUUCUCGACAUGAUGGUCAUUUCUUACCUCCACAACUGGGGGCAUUAUGCUUCUUCUGAACACCAGCUGUUAGGAAUCACAGGCGGGGAGAGGUGAUGUUGCACUCAGGUCCUGCUCAAGGGCUUCCCAUUAGGGCAUCUUGUUGACCCACUAAGAGAACAGGACUCUGGAUUAGGUGGACCUUUGACCAGAUCCAGCAGAGCUCUUCUUGGUGGGUUACUAUAAUAAAGAUAAAUGGAAAUUUUUACUUGAUCAUUUGAGUGUGUUGGUCUAGGACAGGCAUGGCCAGAUUUGGCCCUCCAGCUGUUUUGGGACUACAAUUCCCAUCAUCCCUGACCACCGGUCCUGUUAGCUAGGGAUGAUGGGAAUUGUAGUCUCAAAACAUCUGGAGGGCCAAGUUUGGCCAUGCCUGGUUUAGGGGAAGAGAAGUGACAAUGAUGCCCCAUGAACUAGACCUUUCCAAGUCUGUGGCUCCUACAGUGGGCAUGGCAGUGUUCACCUGGCAUUAUAGUCUUUGGUCAUGGUCAAUUUAGGAAGGACUCCAGAAUGGCAUUCCUGAACAUUGACUAAAAGCAAUGGGGAAGAUCCAUAGCUCAGUGGUAGGUCAUCUUAACAGUGUUUCCCAAACUUGGGUCUACAGCAGUUUUUGGUCAUCCCUGACCACUGGUCUUGCUAGCUAGGGAUGAUGGGAGUUGUAGUCCCAAAACAGCUGGAGACCCAAUUUCGGGAAACACUGCCUUAGAAUAAGAAGGACUGGGAUCUUACUGAGUCUUGGCAAAUGUCCAUAGCUCAGUGCUUGCUUCACCUGUAGAAGGUCCAAGCUUCAUACUCUGGCAUCUCCAGGUUGGGUUGGACAGGACAGCCUGUCUGAAACCUGGAGAGCCACUGACUGUUGUCGUAGAUGAUACUGAACUUGAUGGGCCAAGGGUUUGACUCAGUACUUGUCAACUUCCUAUCCUUCCAAGGACCAUAGUGUUAGAACAUCUGCUUUGCAUGCAGAAAGUCCCAGUUUCAGUCUCCGGCAUCCUCAGGUAGGGUUAGGAAUGUCUGGAGAGCUUCUGCCAGUCCAUUUGUAGACUGGGAGCUAGGAGGACCAAUGGCCUGACUCUGUCUGUUCCAACGUCUGUGCUGGAACACUGAAGUUUUGAAAGAAGUUCAUGCAAGGCCCCAAUUUCAAUUAAAAAACCAGUCUGUUGCAAGGAGCCCUGUUCCCAUUCAGAUAUUGUUGGAUUGCAAUGCUUAUCAACACCCCUGAACAUUGGCCAUGCUGACUGCUGGCAGUGUUAGAAGCUCAGGUAUAUAAUUUAAUCUUCAAAUGGCAUCUUAAUUUAAUAAUAAUAAUAAUAAUAAUAAUAAUAAUAAUAAUAAUAAUAAUAAUAUCUUUAUUGUCAUUGCCCCCUUCGGGGACAACGAAAUUACUUGACUGCUCCAUAAAAACACUAAUUAAACAAUACAGUAUAAUACAGCAAGGGAGAUUAGAUGACUUUCAAAGUCCGGGCUUCCCAUUCAGGGCCGAGAUCGCUCUGGAGAAGAAGCUGUUCUUAAGACGGCUCAUUCUUGUCUUCAUCGUCCUGUAUCUCCGUCCCGACGGCAAGAGCUCGAAGAGACAGUGACCAGGAUGCGAUGGAUCUUUUACUAUGUCCAGUGCCUUCCUAUGGCACCUUGUGGCAUAAAUCUGCUCUAAGGUGGAGAGUGGGCAGCCAACAAUGCUCUCUGCUGCCUUAACAACCCUGCACAACCCCAUCCUGUCCUGGGUAGUACAGCUUCCGUACCACACACAUAAGCCAUAAGUGAGCACGCUCUCAAUGGCACAGUGAUAGAAGGCAAGCAGCAGUUUCUGCGGAAGAUGGUUUUUCCUUAGUAUUCUCAAAAGUACAGUCUCUGCUGCGCCUUCUUCACAAGCCCCCUUGUGUUGACACUCCAGGACAGAUCCUCUUGUAAUUCAAUGCCCAAAAAUCUGAACGUUGUUACCCUCUCCAUACAGACCCCAUCAAUCAAAAGUAGCUGGACGUUGCUCUUCUGUCUCCUGAAGUCCACCACAAGCUCCUUUGUCUUCCUUGUAUUUAUGAGCAAGUUGUUAGCUCUGCACCACUCUGUCAGCCGCUCCACCUCAUCUCUAUAAUCCGUUUCACCCUCCCUUUCAGGGAUGAGCCCAAUCCCUAGACUUGUUUUAUUUUUAAUUUUAUUGCUAUACUGUUUAUAUUUUAAAGAACAAAUCUCAAAACCGUUUACAGCACAUUAAAAUGUCAAACAAUCCAGAAUGAAACAAAUUCAAGCUUCAAGAAAUAUUUCAGAUCCUUCUCCAAGGGAUCUUUUGUUUCCCCCAUCACCAACCUUGUAUCCAGGGAUCUCUAUGUCCGUUGCAAAAUGCGCCUGGCGCCGGCUAAUUUCUAACACUGGCUUCUGGGGCUGCUGGAAGUUGGAGCCUAGCAGCAUCUGAAUGGCCACUAAUGUCCCUCAAUUCUAGCCUACUCUGCCAGAUUGUUUUGACUCCAGAAAGGAAGAACGAUGCAGAAACCAAAACCAGCAAAUACUUACCUUUCUGGAAGCCGAUGGGUAGGUCCCAUCAAAUUAAGAUUUUCUAUUAAACUUCAUGAUGCAAGGGAACAAUUUUGAGGAUUAAUGGCUAGAGCAAGGCUGAGUUCUUAAUGUGUGGUUUUGGCUUCCCUGGGGCUCUUCGUUUCCGGAUCCCGGCUUGGUCGGUAUUGUAUAAAAGAGUCUGUGCUUCUUUGUUCCCUCAUUUCCUCCUGGCCUCUCUGUCCAUUUGGUCCUUUGAGAUUUGGGGGUAAGCAUUUAACCUAUCUAUGCAUUUAUCUUCUCCUCCAUGAAUUUAUCUAAUCUUCUCUUAAAGCAAUGCAGGUGGUGGCCCCUCACUGCCUGCUGUGGCAGUGAGUUCCACAGUUUAACCAUGCUUGUGUGGAUGUGACACAAACUUUCUUCUUCUUCUUCUUCUUCUUCUUCCAGCAAAUUCCUAUAAUGUGUCUUUCCCCCCUUCCCUGUCCUGCAGGUAAAGACAAUUUCCUUUUCGGACAAGAUGUCUCAUCAGUGCAAGCAGCCAUGCGCACCGCCCCCGUGUUGCGUGAAAGGGACCACCGUCAAGUGCGGAACCGCGUCAUGUGGCACAACCAAGUGCGCCACCGACGUGUGCACAGCGCCUUGCCAAACCGCCUGCAGCGACGGCGUCAAGGCACCUGCUACCAAGUGCGCUGACCCAUGCACCAAGUGCGCUGACCCAUGCACCAAGUGCGUGGACCCAUGCACCAAGUGCGCCUCACCCUGCCAAAGCGUCUGCGGUGGCGUCAAAGCUGCGGCACCCUGCCAGGGCACCGUCUGUGUCACCCCUUGCCAAGGUCAGACCUGCGCCUCUGUCUGUGCCACCCCUUGCCAGGCUCAGACCUGCGUGCCUGUCUGCGCAUCACCGUGCCAGGCUCAGACCUGCAUCCCUGUCUGCAUUCAGCGCUGCCCCUGCGGAUGUGGCAAGCUCGUUUUGGUGCCCCAGACCUGUUGCGCAAGUCCCUGCAGCACGGUCUGUGCGGUGCCAGUCCAGGUCCAACCCUGCUGCUCUUCGACCUGCUGCAAGCCGACGUGCUGUUAAUGCGCUGCGCAUGA
Molecule: messenger RNA, 6667 nt
Organism: Podarcis lilfordi (Lilford's wall lizard)
Lineage: Eukaryota; Metazoa; Chordata; Lepidosauria; Squamata; Lacertidae
Source: the annotation of a GenBank genome assembly